GAGUCUUCAAAUUUCAUUUCCAUUUCAUAUAAACAUAAACAAACACUUCUGCUUCUGUCCCCCCUCUGCACAUGAAAGAAACUUCAAAUCCCCAAUUUCUCUCUCUCUCUCUCUAAUCUCCAUUGCCAUUUCAAACCAGAGACCCUCAACAACAAGAAGGCCAGAGCGGACCACGCCAUAGCUCCGUCUUCCUCCUUUCCUCGCUGAAUUUUGGAUUGUCUUUGAAGUUUCAGUGCUGUCUUAGGAAUUGAUGGAUUAUGAUUGAUAGCUGCUUGCAUUAAAGCCUUGAAGGAGGGGUUAUCAUAUAUAUAUUCCAAUAUUAUUAUUUAAUAAUUGUAGCAUUGUAGAGCUUAUCUAAUGAUGAACUUGCCCAGAACUAGAGCACAGCCAAGGCCUAAUAGGCCUAUGUCUUUAGGAGGUAUGGAUUAUGUUGAACCCAAGAAACGGAGCAACUUUUUGGGGAAAAUUCUUAUGGCUGCUGUCCUUACAGCUCUAUGUGUCCUUAUGCUCAAGCAAUCCCCUAAUUUCAACACCUCGAGCCCUUUUGCCCAUCACGAACCAGGUGUUACUCAUGUCUUAGUUACUGGAGGCGCUGGGUAUAUUGGUUCCCAUGCUGCAUUACGACUUCUUAAGGACUCAUACCGUGUGACUAUAGUGGACAACCUCUCGAGGGGAAACCUAGGUGCUAUAAAGGUCCUGCAAGAACUAUUUCCAGAGCCCGGGAGGCUUCAGUUUAUAUUCGCUGACCUUGGGGAUGCCAAAAAGGUUCAGAAGAUAUUUUCCGAGAAUGCUUUUGAUGCCGUGAUGCAUUUUGCAGCUGUAGCAUAUGUUGGAGAGAGCACCCUCGAUCCUCUAAAGUAUUACCACAAUAUCACAUCAAAUACGCUUGUUAUAUUAGAGGCUAUAGCAGCACAUGGAGUGCCUACUUUGAUUUAUUCGAGUACAUGUGCAACAUAUGGAGAACCAGAAACUAUGCCCAUUACUGAAGAAACUCCACAGCUUCCAAUCAAUCCAUAUGGAAAAGCCAAGAAGAUGGCUGAGGAUAUCAUUCUUGAUUUUCAUAAAAACUCAAAUAUGGCUGUCAUGAUUUUGAGAUACUUCAAUGUGAUUGGAUCAGACCCAGAGGGAAGAUUGGGAGAAGCUCCACGUCCAGAGCUUCGUGAACAUGGGCGGAUAUCGGGUGCUUGUUUUGAUGCUGCUCGUGGUAUCAUCCCUGGGCUAAAGGUUAGGGGAACAGACUAUAAGACAGGCGAUGGGACGUGCAUAAGGGAUUACAUUGAUGUUACCGAUCUUGUCGAUGCUCAUGUGAAAGCUCUGGAGAAAGCAAGCCCCGGGAACGUUGGAAUCUACAAUGUAGGCACGGGAAUAGGCAAAUCAGUAAAGGAGUUCGUGGAGGCGUGCAAGAAAGCAACGGGGGUACCCAUUAAAGUGGACUACCUUCCCCGUCGACCAGGCGAUUACGCAGAAGUGUACAGCGACCCAACCAAGAUCAGGCGCGAGCUAAACUGGACCGCAAAACACACCGAUCUUCAAGAGAGCCUGCAGGUCGCGUGGAGUUGGCAGAAGUCGCAUCUUAACGGCUAUGGUUCGCCUUUGGCGAUGGCUGUGUAAAUUGUCUGGAAUUUUAACUGUGAAAGAGUCACAAGAACCCCCAACACAGCUUAGUUUUUGGCCUAGUAAAAUUAGUGUUUUCUAGUGGAGUUAGGUGUUUGAGGCAGAGGGGUUCCAACAAAUUUUUUUUUCUUUCACAGCUAAAUUUGAUGAUAUAGUACCAUAGUGGUGUAUGUAAUUCGUCCAUUUAUUUUAUGUAUCUAUUUAUGUAUUUAAUACAAAUGCCUAGUCUAGAUUAAUAAUAAUAGAUGUUCUCUUCAAGGUUUCGCCCUUCA
Ipomoea triloba (trilobed morning glory) is the source of this 1886-nucleotide messenger RNA. Its product is annotated as UDP-arabinose 4-epimerase 1-like. The record is from RefSeq and is a predicted model, not a curated record. The coding region runs from base 358 to 1611 and encodes 417 amino acids. Gene Ontology annotation, molecular function: UDP-glucose 4-epimerase activity. Lineage: Eukaryota; Viridiplantae; Streptophyta; Magnoliopsida; Solanales; Convolvulaceae. Gene Ontology annotation, cellular component: cytosol. Gene Ontology annotation, biological process: beta-D-galactose catabolic process via UDP-galactose, Leloir pathway. The transcript is spliced from 11 exons.